GAAAAAUGCACGUGUGAUGUUGUUUUUGGACUGGAGCCUUCAUUUGUUUUCUUCCUGCUUCCCUUGUUUCAUUCCUUAUUUCCUCGAUGGAGAGUGGGAGGGAUGGAAGUGGCUGUCUAUCUUUAAUAAAUGGGCAAGAAAAAAAGGAGCAGGAUUGAAGGAGGAGGGACAGGAGUGAUAGCUCUUUGGAUUUAGAUUGGAGCACAAGCAGAGGAGGUAUGGGGGAUACAAUGAGCUGAGUGAGAGAGAGAGAGCGAGAGAGAGAGAGAGAGAGAGAGAGAGAGAGAGAGAGGGAGGGGUCGGAGUCAGGGAGUGAAUGCAGCUUGCGGUGCCUGCUGUGGAAUUACAGCAGAGAACAUUGUAAGGGACCUGAAAGAAAGCACUUUAAAAGAAAACAGAGGUUUGAAUUGGAAGUACAAAUGCGGACACGCUGAAGCGUCCAUGCCUCCUGAAGAGCGGUGGAAAAUCAAGGAGAAAAGAUUCGGCAAGAUUCAAGGGGCUCUGUCAUUUUUCACACCGUAGACUUCAGAGCAGACCGGCAAGUGCCACCCUAUUACUGGGACUGUCGCCUCACAGCCCGAAAAUCACUUUUUGGAACAACCGUACAGAACUUCUCUAAAUCUGUGACUCCAAUCGAACCUGAUUUCAGUCUAGCCAAAGGGAUAUUAGCUUAUGAAAAUGUGAGUCGAAAGACAGGAGUCACUGUCUGCUACGUCUUCUACACACCUGAGGAGUCAGACGGUGGAACUGUGGGAGUCAAGGAGGUUCACGUCCUUGGACAUCUCCUCCACAAGAACACAAGAAGAGUGAGAAGAGAGGCUCUCCUGGAAUUUCUGGGAUUGGGCCCUGCUCGUUUUCUCCUGGAUACUUGGACCUAUUAGUUGUUGAUCACAGAACUGUUUUAACUGGGAGCAAAAUACAUUGUUUCCUUUCUCUCAUCUAGCUGUAGCAGAAUUGAAGAUUCUUCAGCUUUUGAGAAGAAACAGUAGCUUGGCCUAGGGUUAGUUUCAUAGAGUUCCUAGAGUUUUCUUUCAUCCACACAUGGCCUAACAGUGUGUGUUUUGGGGGGGGGGUCAGUGUGAUGACCUGUAGUUGAAGGUGUGUGUUUGUGAAUGUACAGCUAUGGGCAAGGUCAGGAACAAGAGGCUAACAGGAAGAGGCAGCUAAUCAUUAAUGCAUACUUCUGAGCCAGGUGGUAGGUAAGUGUGUGCUUGAGUGAAGGUGCAGAUGUCAGUAAGAGUGUGUCUGAAUGUGGGUAUGUGUAAGAAAACGUGUGUUUUAUCACGUAUAGCAUAUCUUUACAAUUAGACAUGAUUGCAGGCAGGUUUUUGGGCAGGCAGAGAUAACAUCUGCAGGAGAGAGAGAUAUAUAAAGUCUGAGACAGAGAGAAAGUCAGAAAGAACAGGCUUUUUUUUUGUUCCAAUCUGAUUGUAGUCUCAAUUCCCUAGGUCUGAUCACUCCAGACUAGGCCAUAAAUAAAAAGGCACUGAGUUGUAAAGGAGAGGGAAAAUUAAAUCCUCCAUCUGGUUCACUCUUCUGUGUACGUUUUUGAUGUUAGUAGCACCAGCUAGGAUUUCACUAAGCUCUGCAGCUUGGAUAAGGUCCUCAACAAAAGACUUCCCUCCAUGAUAUUAGAGCAUUACAACCGUAGACUUCUGAGGUGCUGCUUAAGCACCCUCCUUUAAAGUCGAGCUAUUUGGAACGGUCCACUUGUAGCAGUAACAAAAGGUUUGGACAAUUGUGAUUUUCCACUCUCUCUGACCGGAACCAACAUUUCCCAAGAGGAGCGAGUUCGCCACCUAACACAGCAACUUCAUGGCGCCUUCUUCCUGACGACGCAUGCUUCACUCUGGGGUGCUCUAGGCAGCAGACGGCGUCUCCAUGAGGAGCAGUAGAAGAUGCCGGAACUGCCAGCAGUGCUGCUGUCGAUUCACGUCCACUUCCUGCUAGUUACUGUGCUUAACAUGCCGCCUUGUUCUCUAAGCCAGACCCCUGUCCUAUCAUCUGUGCGGAUUGCGGCAAUUUUGGAUGAUCGCUCUGCCUGUGGCCGUGGAGAGCGGUUGGCUUUAGCUUUAGCCCGGGAGAACAUCAACAGCGUGCUGGAGGGACCAGCUCGUGCUCGUGUGGAUGUAGAAGUCUUUGAGCUCCAGAAAGACUCUCAGUAUGAGACCACAGAUACUAUGUGCCAGAUUCUGCCUAAGGGUGUGGUUGCUGUGAUUGGCCCCGCCUCCAGUCCUGCCUCGGGUUCUACUGUCAGUCACAUCUGUGGGGAGAAAGAGAUCCCUCAUGUGAAGAUCGGUCCUGAGGAGACUCCACGGCUGCCUUACCUGCGCUUCGCGUCCGUCACAUUGUAUCCUAGCAACGAGGAUCUGAGCUUGGCCGUGGGCGCCAUCCUACGCUCUUUCAGCUACCCAUCAGUCAGUCUGGUCUGUGCCAAGGCCGAGUGUCUGCUGAGAUUGGAGGAGCUGGUGCGACGUUUUCUCAUCUCCAGGGAAACGCUGUCUGUCAGAAUGUUGGAUGAUGACCUCGAUCCCACAUCCUUACUCAAAGAGAUCCGUGAUGAUAAAAUAGCUACGAUCAUCAUCGAUGCUAAUGCUUCUGUGUCAUACCUGAUACUGAAAAAGGCGUCUGAGUUGGGGAUGACAUCAGCAUUUUACAAGUACAUUCUCACCACCAUGGACUUUCCUUUGCUGUGGUUGGAUGAUGUGGUUGAUGAACAGUCCAACAUUGUGGGAUUCUCUAUGUUCAACACCACUCAUCCAUUUUACCUGGAGUUUAUCCGGAGCCUCAACCUGUCCUGGAGAGAAGGCUGUGACCUUAACCCAUAUCCGGGACCAGCACUGUCUUCAGCUUUGCUGUUUGAUGCUGUGCACGUGGUGGCGAGCGCCGUGCAGGAGCUGAACAGAAGUCAAGAAAUCGGAGUAAAACCCUUAAGCUGCUCCUCCCCACAGAUCUGGCAACAUGGGACCAGCCUCAUGAACUACCUGCGCAUGGUGGAGUAUGAUGGUUUAACAGGCCGUGUUGAGUUUAACAGCAAAGGCCAGAGAACCAACUACACCCUGCAUAUCCUGGAGAAACAUAAAUUAGGCCACAAACAGAUUGGUAUUUGGUAUUCCAAUAACACCCUGGUCAUGAACUCAACCAGUCUGGACAUCAAUGUCUCUGAAACUUUGGCUAACAAGACCCUCAUCAUCACCACCAUACUGGAGAAUCCGUAUGUUAUGAGGAAAGCAAAUUAUCAGGAACUGGAGGGGAACGAUCAGUAUGAAGGCUUUUGUGUGGACAUGCUGAAGGAACUGUCAGACAUUCUGAAGUUCACCUAUCGAAUCAAGUUGGUAGAUGACGGUCUGUACGGUGCUCCAGAACCCAACGGUUCCUGGACUGGCAUGGUGGGAGAGCUUAUCAACAGAAAGGCAGAUUUAGCUGUAGCUGCUUUCACCAUCACCUCUGAGAGAGAGAAAGUCAUCGAUUUCUCCAAACCUUUUAUGACCCUGGGCAUCAGUAUUCUUUACCGGGUUCAUAUAGGUCGAAAGCCAGGCUAUUUCUCAUUCCUAGAUCCUUUCUCUCCAGCUGUUUGGCUUUUCAUGCUGUUGGCCUACCUGGCCGUCAGCUGUGUGCUUUUCCUCGCUGCUAGGUUAAGCCCCUAUGAGUGGUAUAACCCUCACCCGUGCUUGCGGGAGCGCCGGGACCUGCUGGAGAACCAGUACACACUAGGGAACAGUCUGUGGUUUCCAGUAGGAGGAUUCAUGCAGCAGGGCUCAGAAAUCAUGCCUAAAGCUCUGUCUACACGCUGUGUUAGCGGAGUCUGGUGGGCAUUUACUCUGAUUAUCAUCUCCUCGUAUACAGCCAAUCUGGCUGCAUUUCUGACAGUGCAAAGGAUGGAGGUCCCUAUCGAGUCACCUGAUGACCUGGCAGACCAAACCAACAUUCAGUAUGGCACUAUACAUGGUGGGAGUACAAUGACCUUCUUCAUGAACUCACGUUACCAGACAUACCAGCGCAUGUGGAACUACAUGUACUCCAAGCAGCCCAGUGUGUUUGUGAAGAGCACGGAGGAAGGCAUCGCCCGUGUCCUGAACUCCAAAUAUGCCUUUCUUCUGGAGAGCACCAUGAAUGAGUACCACCGCAGUCUCAACUGCAAUCUCACACAGAUCGGAGGCCUACUGGACACCAAGGGCUACGGCAUUGGCAUGCCUCUGGGCUCUCCCUUUAGGGAUGAGAUCAGUCUGGCUGUUCUGCAGCUGCAGGAGAAUAACAGGCUGGAGAUUUUAAAGCGCAGGUGGUGGGAGGGAGGGCAGUGCCCCAAAGAGGAGGACCACAGAGCUAAAGGUCUGGGAAUGGAGAAUAUUGGUGGGAUCUUUGUGGUAUUGAUUUGUGGAUUAAUCAUUGCUGUGUUUGUGGCAGUGAUGGAGUUUGUGUGGUCCACACGGCGCUCUGCUGAAACAGAUGAGGUGUCUGUGUGUCAGGAGAUGUUGAGCGAGUUUCGAAAUGCUGUGUCAUGUAAGAAGAGCUCUCGCUUGCGCCGCCGUCGACCUCUAUCAAGCUCUUUAGCCCUGCGUCACCCUGCCCGCCUCAGCCUGGGGACCUCACGGCCCCUGCGCCUGGUCAGAGAGAUGCGCCUCAGCAAUGGCAAGCUCUACAGUGGAGCAGGGCCCUUAACAGGUGGCUCUGGAGGUACAGGAGGACCCUCUGAACUUGGUCCUGGACCUCAGCGUCUCUUAGAGGAGCCCCUGGGGGCCAAGAGCACACCGGCAGGGCCUCUGGGCCCCCCUGCAGUGACUGUGCCUCUGCCACGAGGCUGCACUCAUGUACGGAUUUGCCAGGAGUGCCGGCGUAUACAGAGCUUACGCACAACCUCGUGCUCGCGCAUCCCUCCGUCCUCGGCACCGCUGCCUCGCCUAGCUCCGCCCCCGCCACGCUCCUCCUCCAACACAGACAGCGAGGGGGGUGGUGGGCCUAGCCCACGCCGAAGAGGCCACUCCCCUCCUCCGAGAGCCUGUGCACUCCCGCCCCCUCAGAGCACUGCAAAUACAGACCUACUGGGAAGCCAGGACUGAGAGAAAGAGCGGGAGAGAGACAGAGACAGAGGGAGGAGAUCAGGAACGGACAGAUUGGGGACAUACUGUUCUGUAAGGACAGUUCAACAUGUGGAUCAGGAUGACAAAAUGUAGAAGAGGGACUUGAAUGUUUUCAUUGGAGUCUGGUCCUCUCACUUCCUCCUCUGUGUUUUGUCAUGUUUGGAAUUGCUAUUUUAGAUGUAUGGAAAUCACUAUAGACGUAUCACAUAAAGAGAAACAAAAUGAUGGUCUCUUUUCCUACUGCAGUGACACUGGAAGUUGAGAAUGAAUGAGUAAUGCAGAGAUACUUCACCUCCCCUGAACUGCAGCUUCCUGGCACAAAGACUCCCUCGAGCUGAACUUUCUGGCUUCUCCUAAAUGAGAGCACACACCAUCAAAAGAGGAUGUUUAAUCUAUGUUAAAUGUACUACAAUCUGAAAAAAAAGAAGGGACACUCCAAAUAGACUGAUCCAUUCUCACAGUUGUUUUCUUUACUAGGUUUAUUAUUAUCAAUGUUGUUAUUUUUAUUUACUGUCUACCUUGUUUAAUUCCCCAGGCUAACUUUUGGCCAGGUUAAAAAUGAAAAGGUAAAGAACUACAGGUAUUUUAUAAAUUAUGGACCUUUAUUAAGACAGAUUAAUUGUAUGUUAAGGCCUGAAUACACUCAGGAGACCUGAUGAGCUAUUCCUUUGUUAUUUUAUUCAAUAGCAUACUGCAGAUUAUGCACAAGGGUCAACACUUCAGUUUGAGAAGGAUGCACGAGGUAAGCACUGAUACUGUUCAGUGUAGUAGAGUCAGUAGAUUUGUUGUACGGUUCCGGUAGAGGAGCUUGACAAUUCAUUUAUUUGUUUUUUUUUGUCUGUUUUAUACUUGAAGUUAUAGUUAACAUGGUUUCACCCCAAAAACACUACUGUACCUACACCUCAACUGGAGUAAAUUGUGGUUGUUGUUUUUUUUGGAGUGUUUGUGGGGAAUCAUGACUGCAACUUAAGCUGAUUUUGCCAAAUGUGUAUUACACAUUAAUGCAAAGUUAUGAGUACUGGUCCAUUUGUUUCUUAAUUUGGUAACCUCUGCCUCUUCCUUUUGACCUUAUGUGAUCUUUUUACAACUUCAUCGUUUUGCUCUCUUUUUUCCCCUGCUCUUCAUUCCACUCUUAAUUUACAUGACUAGUUAUAAGCUGACCCUGUUAACCUCUUACGAGAAGCAAGUUAACUGUUGACGAGAGCAGAAAUAUUGCUUAACCAAGACUUUUUCAUGGCAGAAGUCCUAAGUAGAAUCUAAACCUUAUUUUAAACAAAAUAUUAUUACAAACAAUAAUGGGAUUAAUUAGUGCAUUAUAGGACUUGAUAUUAGGAUAAAGUGUAUUACUUUACUCACACAAUCCUACUAGAACGAGUGCAAAAUCAGACAGUAUGUAAGCUUAGUGUAUUCAGGCCUUGAAAAAUGACCAGCUACCAUAUAGGUGACUUUGAAAAUAUACACUUACUGAAUGUAGCCCACAGUUCGUCAGUCUCUCACUACUUGUCUCAAUGAAAAGGUGCAAGGUUUACUGACAUGGAAUGUGGCUUGUUAGUGAAUAUUAUGAUUCACUAUUGUAGUGAUAUAAUUGUAUACCAGCAUAGUAACCUAUAUGGUAGCUCUACCUGCUGAAGUGGCCUAUGCAUGUAGGUAUAAGCAAACAAACAAGUGAUUGUGAAGGACCACUGUGGUAUAAGCAGGAAACAUGAUGGACAUACUAGUCAAAGCUGGUCAAUACCUCUUACUGCCAGAUGGUGGCAUUUCCAACAACAAAAACGUAGUUGCCUCAGCUAUUAUAAUUUAAUCUCUACAGACAUGCAUAUAUUUUUUCCCCUGUCCUCAUAACAUAUUAAAUUUGUAAGAGUUUAUGGCAGGAUAAGGAUAGUACAGAAACCAUACAUUCCUAAAGAGAUCCAAGGGGAAUUGAACCAUACUAUGUUUUAAAUUUCUCUGCUCUAUGUUCUUUUUCAAAUUUCUACUACUGUGCAAUGGUUUAUCAAACGAUGGUCAUGAAUAUUAAUAUGAUUAUAUUGUUGUUAUUAUAAGUACUUCUGCUGAAGUGGAGGAGUCAUUUGGGUUGUAUAUGAGGGGGUCAAAGUUUAAGUGUAGGGAUGAGGGUCUGCUACUGAGUGACCACCUGAUGUUAAAGCUAUAGACAAACAGAUUUAUUUGGAAUAAAGAAUACAUCAAUCAGUCUUUAAUGAUAC
Molecule: messenger RNA, 7282 nt
Organism: Hemibagrus wyckioides
Lineage: Eukaryota; Metazoa; Chordata; Actinopteri; Siluriformes; Bagridae
Gene: grik5
Product: glutamate receptor, ionotropic, kainate 5
Exons: 21
Coding region: 1899-5057 (1052 amino acids)
Biological process (GO): synaptic transmission, glutamatergic; monoatomic ion transport; modulation of chemical synaptic transmission
Cellular component (GO): postsynaptic membrane; kainate selective glutamate receptor complex; plasma membrane
Molecular function (GO): transmitter-gated monoatomic ion channel activity involved in regulation of postsynaptic membrane potential; kainate selective glutamate receptor activity
Source: RefSeq, a predicted model, not a curated record